Molecule: messenger RNA, 1517 nt
Organism: Cucumis melo (muskmelon)
Lineage: Eukaryota; Viridiplantae; Streptophyta; Magnoliopsida; Cucurbitales; Cucurbitaceae
Exons: 5
Coding region: 862-1299 (145 amino acids)
Source: RefSeq, a predicted model, not a curated record
CAUAGGCGAUAAAAGCUUUUGUCCAAGCUUUCCCUAAAAAUGGAGAAAAGGAAAAAUUCUACACUUUUGGCUGAAGAUUUGAUAACAUGUUCUACUCAAUAAAAAGCCAAUUCCAGAGGGAGCACCCCAAAGAAAGGUGGUGCAGCAUGUGAGGAAUGGGUUUCUGCUGUUGGCUCUAUUAUUAUUAUUAUUAUUAUUAUUAUUAUUAUUAUUAUGAUUAUUAUAUUUUUAGAAGGGUAAGGUAAAGGAGGAAAGGUGAAUGAUGGUGUGGAGAUGGGUUAAAUAAUAUAUAGUAGAGAGGAUUGUGAUAUUUGUAGUCCUUUGGUGGUUUUUCAUUUUGUUUCUUAUCAUGUUGAUAGGUGUUUUGAAAAUUCUCAAUCCCCCUUUCAAGUUUUUUAGAUAGUUGGCUCUGUUUUUCUCAGAAAUGAAUAAUGUACAGUUUGGGUUAAUGUUUUGAUUAUUGUUAUUUGUUGUUGGCAAGUUAAAAUGUUCUUGCACUCUGAAGUUGAUUAAUAUCAGAAUUUGAAGUCAAGAUGGCUAUUAAAAUCUUUGCUUGCUUGCUCGUUCACAUUAGUUUCGAAUCUUCAUUAGUCAAGGGUUGCAUUAUGGACUAAAGCUCACAAAAGGAAGGAUGGACAACCGGUGAAUUCACAAGUUGCUGAGACACUUGAGCGUAUUGAACAAACUGAGGCUGAGACGACAGUUUCAACAACAAACGUGGUUGAUGAUGCUUUAAGUAAAGUUCUUGGCCCCGAUCGUGGUCAUGUAAGAGGAUUUGGGUUUGGUGUGACUCGUUCAAAACUAUCUCUUUUGUCUCACCAAGAUCACAAGUAUAAGGUUCUUGAAAAAGAAUAUUUGAAGAUGAAGGAAGAAAUGGUAGAAAUGAAAACAAUGAAAGAUGAAAUGAUCGAAAUGAAAGCACUUAUGUUAUCUUAUUUAAAGAAACAGACUGAACCAAGUGAGGAACUUUCAAAUGCUACUGCAAGUGUGCUUAAGCGACUAAAUAUUCCUCCAAUGCCUUCUCCAUCGAGUAUCAAUAACAACAGUCAAACUAAGUGCAAGUUAUUAGAUUGGUAUGGCUCGGGAGAGAUUGUUGCUGAAGGAAGAUGGUCUUCUAAUGAUCCAACUGCUAUGGUCCAUCAUAUUCCUAUUGGUCCACAUGCAAUUAGAGUAUGGAUUGAUGUAGCAAAGAAACCAAACGCAUAUUUGUGGAGGCCAACAUCAGAAAUGACAUGUAUUGAAGAAGCUUUGGGAAGUACAGUUGCAUGGCCAUCUGAUAAAGUGAUCAUUAGUGAAUGAAAUGGAGUCGUCUUCACCAAAGGACUAAAGAUUGUACACUUAUGACGAACUUUGCUUGUAGACUUAUGAUGAACUUUAUUUGUAUUUUGAAGGUUAAUUUGUGCGGUUCAUACAUUAUUUACUAAUAUGUGUAUUUUGAUUGGUAAUGUGUAUGGUUGGUACAUUUAGAAUGACUACAUUGUUUGGUAAUUUUAGUACAUUAUGAAUGGUUUUAUAAA